UCGAAGGGGACCAGAUCUUCCAUCAGACUGGCGAAAAGGAUGAAUAAAAAAAAUUAUGAGUUAGAGAAAAAAAAAACAAAGAAGAGGUGUGUGAAAAAAGCUCAUGCGUAUACAAUGAAGUUAACUGAAUUUUUGUGGGUCAUGCAAAUAUGUAACUCACGCUAAUGUUCAUGCUCCUUGCAAUAUAUAUACAUAAAGCAAACAAACCCAUUCAAGCACAAACCAAGUUGACCACAAAAGUAAAAGAAAAAUGGGGAUAAGAACUAUUGGGGCAUUAUUAAUGAUGAUGAUGAUAAUUGAAGUAGAGUCGAGUCUUCACAGAGUAGGCGGUGGAAAAUACAAUUGGAAACCCGAUGUUAACUUCUCCGAUUGGGCCAACCACCAACGCUUCUACUCCGGCGACUGGCUCUAUUUUGGGUUCGAUCGGACCCGUCACAACAUCCUCCAAGUAAACAAGAGUAGCUACGAGCAGUGCAUCGAUAAUGAUUUUAUAUUCAAUGUGACAAGAGGAGGACGAGAUGUGUUCCAACUUCUUCAACCAAAGCCUUAUUACUUUAUUUGCGGUAGAGGUUAUUGCCUCAAAGGAAUGAAGCUCUCCGUUAACGUCCUUCCUCAGCCGCCGCCUUCAACUUCGACUGUUCCCAUCAUUCCCGCCUCAACCGCCAACACUCUCAUAAUAGACUCAGACGCUUUCACCGCUAUUGCUACCACCAUUCUUACGGUCUUCAUUUUUAAAGCUUUAUACUUCGACUAGGCUAUGUGACUAUUUCGUUUCUUUGUUGAAAUGGAUUUUGUUGCUUUAAAUUGAAACUAAAGGUCAAUUUCUGACAUGUUCAUUACAUUAUCUCUUUAUUUUGUUCUUAUGUUCUAGUUGAUUAAAUCUAGUGAAUCAUUUUCGAUAGUUAUUAUA
Messenger RNA from Brassica rapa (field mustard), 910 nucleotides. Its product is annotated as lamin-like protein. Gene Ontology annotation, molecular function: electron transfer activity. The record is from RefSeq and is a predicted model, not a curated record. Gene Ontology annotation, cellular component: plasma membrane. Lineage: Eukaryota; Viridiplantae; Streptophyta; Magnoliopsida; Brassicales; Brassicaceae.